Messenger RNA from Monopterus albus (swamp eel), 5763 nucleotides. RefSeq names its product ubiquitin protein ligase E3 component n-recognin 2 (gene ubr2). The transcript has 47 exons. Gene Ontology annotation, molecular function: ubiquitin protein ligase activity; zinc ion binding. Lineage: Eukaryota; Metazoa; Chordata; Actinopteri; Synbranchiformes; Synbranchidae. Gene Ontology annotation, cellular component: ubiquitin ligase complex; cytoplasm. The record is from RefSeq and is a predicted model, not a curated record. The coding region runs from base 11 to 5332 and encodes 1773 amino acids. Gene Ontology annotation, biological process: ubiquitin-dependent protein catabolic process via the N-end rule pathway; protein ubiquitination.
GCCCCCUCAGAUGCUGUCCAGUUCCGCUUCUUGUAGCAGCAGCUUCACAGCAGAGGAAGGAAAGAUGGCGGCGUCCGAGUCUGACAGAGAUCCAACGUCCGCUUUAUGUUCUGAAUUCCUGAAUUUCUCCGCCAAAGACACCGCGACGUGGUGGCUGGCGGCGGCCGAUCUGCAGCACGAGGUGUACCAUCACUUGGCCGUCUAUGUACCCAGAAUACUUUGCCUGGGUCCAAGUGGGGUGGGCAGCAGCAGGGAGGAGCAGAGGGAGGAGCUGGCCUGUCAGCUGCUCCUUCUGGCUCCUCUGGAGUGGUUCUUGCUGGGGGAGGAGCCAGCAGCCCGCCUGGCUCAGCUACAGCAGAACAAUCAGCCAUCACCGCUGUGUGGGCACGUGUUUAAGGUCGGGGAGCCCACCUACUCCUGCAGGGAGUGUGCAGCUGAUCCGACCUGUGUUCUGUGCAUGCAGUGUUUCCUGGGCAGCGUUCACAAAAACCACCGAUACAGGAUGACCACGUCAGGAGGUGGAGGUUUCUGUGACUGUGGAGACACUGAAGCCUGGAAGAAGGGCCCUUACUGCCAGAAGCACACUCCUACAGACAACAGCAGAGAUACAGAGGAGGACCCUGUAGCUCAGCUCCCAACUGACAUGGUUGCCCGCGGUUACAGCAUCUUCUCCAUCAUCCUGAAGUAUGCUGUGGAGCUGCUCACCUGGGAACAGGAGGAUCAGCUCCCUGAAGGACUGGAGCCACCGGAGAGAGGAGACACCUAUUACUGCAUGUUGUUUAAUGAUGAAGUCCACACGUAUGAGCAGGUGAUCUACACUCUACAGAAAGCUGUCAACUGCAGCCAGAAAGAAGCCAUCAGCUUCGCCACCACCGUCGACAGAGAUGGCAGAAAGUCAGUUCGAUACGGAGAUUUCCAGUUCUGUGAACAGGCCAAAUCUGUGAUAGUGGUGAGUACUGCUGACCUGACCAGACCUCUCAGGGUUCAGGUGAUGCACUCCUCUGUUGUUGCUCAUCAGUGUUUCGCUCUGAAGGCUCUGAGCUGGUUAGGACAGAUCAUUCAGUACUCUGACGGUCUGCGGAGAAUCCUGUGUCAAGUCGGCCUUCAGAAAGGUCCAGAGGGAGAAAACUCCUCAUUGGUCAACCGACUGAUGCUGAAUGACUCCAAGAUGUGGAAAGGAGCGAGGAACAUUUACCACCAGCUGCUGAUGAACAGCCUCCUCAUGGACCUCAAGUACAAGAAAAUAUUCGCCAUCCAAUUCGCCAAGAGUUAUGAGCGAUUGCAGAGCGACUAUGUGAAAGAUGACCACGACCGUGAGUUCUCCAUCACUGACCUGUCAGUACAAAUAUUCACCGUCCCCUCACUGGCCCGGAUGCUGAUGGUGGAGGAGAACCUCAUGACCACCAUCAUCAGGACCUUUGUGGAUCACCUCCGUCACAGAGACCUGCAAGGACGCUUCCAGUUUGACCGCUACACAGCCCAGCAAGCCUUUAAGUUUGGACGAGUCCAGAGUCUCAUUGGAGACCUCAAGUACGUCCUAAUCAGUCAUCCCACUGAGUGGAACGAUCAGCUCAGACUGAAGUUUCUAGGAGGUUUGGAUGCUUUUCUGGAGCUGCUCAAGUGUAUGCAGGGUAUGGACCCAGUGAUGAGACAGGUGGGGCAGCAUAUUGAGAUGGAGCCCGAGUGGGAGGCAGCGUUCACUCUGCAGAUGAAACUGACCCACAUCAUCUCCAUGAUUCAGGAGUGGUGCUCCACCGAUAAGCGCGUGCUGAUCGAGGCCUACAGGAAGUGUUUGAGCGCCCUCAGCCACUGUCACAGCGGCCUCUCGGACGGUGAGCAGCCAAUCAGCUUGAGUCUGGCCGGUCACUGUGUGGAGACAUUCAGGUACCAGGUGUCUCAGGACAAAGUGUCCAUACACCUGCCGGUCUGCAGGCUGCUGGCAGGUCUCCACGUUCUCCUCAGCAGGACAGAAGUGGCCUCUCACUUCCCUGAGCAGCUGCCUCUGGGUGAACUCAGCCCCCCCCUCUUGAUCGAACUCCCCCUCCGCUGCUUGGUGCUCUGUGCCCAGGUGCAUGCUGGGAUGUGGAGGAGGAACGGCUUUUCCCUGGUCAACCAGAUCUACUAUUACCACAAUGUCAAGUGCAGAGUGGAGAUGUUUGACAAAGACAUCAUCAUGCUGCAGGCAGGGGCAUCCAUGAUGGAUCCAAACCACUUCCUGAUGAUUGUUCUCAGUCGAUUCGAACUGUUUCACAUUUUCAGCUCUGCAGAUGUUAGGAAGAGAUACAGAGAGGCCAACAAGGAUGUGGUGCAGCAGAACAACACCCUGAUCGAGGAGAUGCUUCACCUCAUUAUCAUGGUCACUGGUGAGCGGUACGUCGCGGGCGUUGGACAGGUAGAGCCCUUCGAUGAGGUCAGAAGAGAAAUCAUCCAUCAGCUGUCUAUCAGACCUAUGGCUCACAGCGAGCUGGUGAAGGCUCUACCUGAGAACGGUAACAAGGAGACUGGUCUGGAGAGAGUCAUCGACAGUGUCGCUUCAUUCAAGAAGCCAGGUGUCACAGGUCGGGGUCUGUAUGAACUGCGCCCAGAGUGGAACAGAUAUUUCAACCUGUACUUCUACCACUAUAGCAGAGCUGACCAGUCCAAGGCAGAGGAGGCUCAGAGGAAGCUGAGGAGACAGAACGGAGAGGACACAGCCCUGCCCCCCCCUCCACCUCCCCCCUUCUGUCCUCUGUUUGCCAGCCUGGUGAACCUGCUGCAGUGUGACGUGCUGCUGGCUGUAGAGGGCGCUGUGCUUCAGUGGGCUGUGGAGCCCAGUGGGGGGGGCUGGACUGAGUCCAUGCUGCAGAGGGUGCUCCACCUGGUGGGCAUGGCUCUGCUGGAGGAGCAGCAGCAGCUGGAAAACAACAGUGGAGAUGAGGAUGUCACCUUCAACUACACCAGCAAAAUCACACGUCCAGGUGAAGCUCCCAGUACUUCAGGAAGUGUCCUGGCUCUGUUGGAGAGUCUGCAGAAUGCUCCUCACCUGGAGGUUCACAAAGACAUAAUCACCUGGAUCCUCAAGAUGGUGUCAAAUAUCAAAACAAUGAGAGAACGAACGUCAUCCACAUCCAUGGUCAACAUCAGCCCAGGACAAGGACUGGAGGAGAUGGUGAGAGACAAAGACAAGGCAGAGAGGAAGAGGAAAGCGGAGAUGGCUCGGCUUCGGAGGGAGAAGAUCAUGGCUCAGAUGUCUGAGAUGCAGAAACAUUUCAUCAAUGAGAACAAAGAACUUUUCCAACAGACUGUGGAGGAGCUGGAGGCCUCAACAUCUGCUGCUGCAGAGAACAGUCCUCCCAGUUUGGAGUCAACCUGUGUGUCACAGGUGUGUGUUGGUCCCAAAAGGGUGAGUGGAGCCGAGCGUCGUCAGCUGGUGACCUGUAUCUUGUGUCAGGAGGAGCAGGAGGUCAAAGGUCACGGCAAAGCCAUGGUACUCGCAGCAUUUGUCCAGAGGUCGACUGUUUUGUCUAAAAAUCGCCACCGUAACCUGCCUGACCCAGAACAUCGGGACCCUCUGUUCAUGCAUCCUGACCUGUCGCUAGGGAUCCACACAGCCAGCUGUGGACACAUCAUGCAUGCCACCUGCUGGCAGAGGUAUUUUGAAGCGGUACAGUUGAAGGAGCAGAGACGUCAGCAGCGUCUUCGAGGUCACACCAGCUACGAUGUGGAGAACGGAGAGUUUCUGUGUCCGCUCUGCGAGUGUCUGAGCAACACUGUGAUCCCUCUGCUGCCACACGUGCACUCAGCUGACCGCAGUGUCGAUCAUCCCAGUCUUGAGGUGUGGCUUAAGACGACCAAUCAGCAGAUAGCAGCACUACAUUCCUCCCACGGGAACCGGUCUGACAGUGCAGCAGAGGAGGCGGAGCCUGCUGUUCCUGACGGAUUCAGGGUUGACGUCAUUCCACAGAACCCUUUCUCCAGCAGCAUCAGUGAGAUGAUCACCACCUUCAGCAUGUCGACCUACAAAGUGGGACUGAAGGUGAACCCCAAUGAGCAGGACCACAGAGUCCCGGUGCUGAGCUGGUCCACCUGCGCCUUCACCAUCCAGAGUAUAGAGCACCUGCUGAUGGAUGAGGAGAAGCCAUUGUUUGGAAGUUUACCUUGCCGACAGGACAACUGUCUGAGCUCCCUCACCAGGUUCGGUUCGGCCUGUUGGACUGCAGCUCCACUAAAAACAGUUCAUACACACUUCAUCAGACUGCUUGCAGCGCUGGUCUCAGACUCGCAGGUAGACGCCACUCUGUGUAUCCUUGAUAUCGACAUGUUUCACCUUCUGGUGUACAGUGUGUUGUCCUACAGCUCAGUUCACAGUCUGGACCAAUCAGGACAAAGUGUGGUAGACUCGGCCCACCUCCACCUCCUUCACCUGGUUACUGUGGCUCACCUGGUUCAGAUCCUGCUCACCUCCAACACAGAGGAGGUGUGUAUGGAUCAGGACACAGGAGGGUCCCAGGAGGAGGAGCUCACCUGUCAGCUGUACAACACUCUGAGGAAACACCUCGGCAGUGUAUUACCUGAGGUGUCCUCUGGGUGGCAGUUAUGGCGAUGUGUUAAAGCUGGUGUCCUGCCGUUUCUUCGCGCCACUGCCCUUUUCUUCCACUACUUGAACUCUACGGCACCGCCUGCUGACUUGCUGGUUGCAGGUCCGAGUCAGUGGGAGGCGCUGUGCAGCUACCUCAGUCUGCCCUCCAAUUUGCUGCAACUCCAUCUAAGCCACCAUACACUGCUGGAGCCACUCAUACACAGGUGGUGUUGUCAUCCAGGAGUGAGAGAGACACUGCAGGGGGGCGGAGUCAUCAUCAGGUUCCCCAGAGAAUCGAACAGACUGAUUGACUUGCCUGAAGAUUACAGUGUCCUGAUCAACCAGGCAUCUAGCUUCACGUGUCCACGGUCAGGUGGGGAUAAGUCUCGUGCCCCCACCUUGUGUCUGGUCUGUGGCUCCAUGCUGUGUUCUCAGAGUUACUGCUGUCAGACCGAGGUGGAAGGAGAGGACGUAGGAGCCUGCACCGCCCACACCUUCACCUGUGGAGCUGGCCUUGGACUCUUCCUCAGGGUCAGAGAGAGUCAGGUGUUGUUUGUAGCAGGUAAAACAAAGGGCUGUUUCUAUCCUCCUCCAUACCUGGAUGACUACGGAGAGACCGACCAGGGCCUCAAGCGGGGGAACCCUCUCCACUUGUGUUUGGAGCGGUACAGGAAGAUUGAGCGUUUGUGGCGUCAGCACGCCAUUGCCGAGAUCAUCGGCCACGCUCAGGAGGCCAAUCAGACGCUGGUUGCCAUUGACUGGCAGCACCUGUGAUGUCCAUCUUGGCUCCACCCCCCACACUCAGAGACUGCCAGCAAUUUGUUCUCAGCUCUUGUCCCGCCUAAUAAGCAGCCUUUCCUCUCGAUCAGCCAUCCUUCUCCUGCCCAGCGCUGAGCUCAGAUCAGCUUUCAGGGAUUUUUUUUUUCUUUCAGACAUUUGGCUUCUGUCUGAGCUCUGACCCGCCCAUGACCCGUCCACCAUUCACGUUUCAUCGUUGCCGUUUUCCUUAUAUUGGAAACUUUGUGCUUUCAGAGACUUUCUGACUUUUUGUGCGAUUGUUUAAAAAUCCAUGUGAUGUUCAGCAGAAACAGGAAAACGCUCUUGAGAGUGAGCAAACUGGAAGCCAGCCCAUGUGCAGUAGACUAAGUGACAGGUACAUUCAGAUGUGAACAUGUCAUGUUUUUCUGAUAAACUCAACUGUUUCA